GCCACAACCCACCCUUCAUUACUUUACCUACUGCGGUUGAUAUUUUCUGUGUAGACCAGCUUCUUGAGUCGAAACCUUCCCCUAGGGCUGAAUCCGCCCCCUUAUCACCUUCAUUCGGCACUCUUUGUGCUCAUCCCCUUUCCAACGGCAACCAUCACUUCCAUCUUUACAAACCCCCCUCAAGCUACGGCACCUAUGGCGUGGUUUACAGCAUCAAACUCUUCUCUUGACGAUCAGGUUGAGAAAGCUACAUCUUCGAGCUUGUCCGUAUUCUUGUCUUCUUAAAAGCUCCACCACCAACCCUUGGGUUAUUCCACCUGCUUACCAUUUUGUAGAGAGGAUAUGGCGCUCAACUUGGAAAUCUCCGACGUCAUUCGGAGUAAGACUGUUCAGCCAAAAGAAGCUAUGCGCUCUUUGCGUAAGCGAAUAGGACACCGUAAUCCUAAUGUUCAGUUAGCGGCUCUAAGUGUGAGACGAAGUUUCCAGUCGGAGUUGGGGGGAAUAUGGCUCGAAAUUGGGAGUGUGACUAACAUUUAUCACUAUAAAGCUUACAGAUACCUGCGUCAAAAAUGGAGGGCCCCACUUUUUAGCCGAAAUUGCCUCACGAGAAUUUGUGGACAAUUUGGUUUCUCUACUGAAAGCUCCUUAUGCGUUGGACCCAAAGGUUGAGAGCAAGAUAUUAGAGCUCAUACAAACCUGGACAUCUGCGUUUGAAGGGAAGAGCCAUCUUUCAUAUGUCGGGGAGACAUACCGAAUGCUUAAAAAUGAGGGCUUCAACUUCCCACCGCCCACAAAGGUUUCCUCAACGUUUGUUGACUCUUCGGCGGUAAGUAGAGACAAGUGCCGAUGGUUACCUGAGCCGCCAACUAACAUUAAGGGAAGCCUCCUGACUGGACUGAUUCAGAUGUUUGUAUGCGAUGCCGAACGCCUUUUACUUUCACCAACAGAAAGCAUCACUGCCGCAAUUGCGGAAAUGUUUUCUGCGGCGCUUGCUCCUCGAAGUCUAUUCCGCUCCCUCACAUAGGAAUAAUACAAGCUGUUCGUGUGUGCGAUGGAUGUCACACUAAGUUGACUGAGAGGCGGGUCUUGGGUCCCUCUGCGAAACAACAGUCUCGACCACCCCAAGGACAGAAGCAAAAACCAAAUAAUCUCAUGCAGCCGAGGAAUGCAAGGGUUGAGGACGACGAUGAUGAGGACCUCAAAAUGGCGUUGAAAAUGUCACUAGAAGAAGUUAAAGGAAAGGGAAGCGUGGGUUAUGUUUCUCAACAGCAGCUACAAGCUCAGAAGCAAGUUGCUCCACCCCAUAUCUCGGCCUCUACUGUUCAACAUCCUGCUGCUCGGCCAUCGGGCGGGAAAACUAUACCUGACGAGGAUGAGGAUGAGGAGUUGAAGGCGGCAAUCGCAGCAAGUUUGAAGGAUAUGGAGGAGCAAAAAGCAAAGUCUGUGUGGUCAAGCCCGAAUCCCGCGGUCAAGUACACUGCUUCGGUUUCGCGGGCAGGCGUCACACAUAGGCCUGAUCACGAACUGAGCCCUGCUGAGGCAGAAAAUAUCAAUCUUUUUGCUACGCUCGUUGACCGAUUGCAGUCCCAACCGACUGGGACAAUCCUAAGGGAACCCCAGAUCCAGGAACUUUAUGACAGCAUCGGGGCUUUAAGGCCAAAAUUGGCUCGGACCUUUGGUGAGACCAUGAGCAAAUAUGGUAUUGUCUAUUAACCCUUAUCACGCUUUGUUGAAACUUACGGUUUUUACUUUCAGAGGCUCUUUGUGAUCUACACGCAAAGCUUGGCACAGUCGUGCGCUAUUAUGACCGAAUGCUGGAGGAGAGGUUGAGCUAUACUUACGGCCGCCAUGGGAUUGCGGGAGUUUCCUCUCCUGGUCCUUACCAACAGCCUCCCUCUUCCAAUAGUGCGUAUCCUGCUUUACCCCCUACUGAGGGCUAUUAUGGAGUUGGUGUGGGUAACGCACCAGGAACCCCACAAAAUUCCUAUGCAAACCAGCAGACGAAUUAUCAGAAUUAUUACACACAGCCUCAUGCUUUUGAUAAGCAGGGGUCUUCGCUUCACUCUCAGUCACCAGAAUCUCAUAAGGCUCCUCCGCAAACAGCCUAUCAGCAGUAUAACGGGUACAACGGCCCCCCACCAUCGGAACCUACCGCCGCUGGCCCUUCACUGCAUGGCACCGAGCCUCCGGUAAAUGCUCCACCCCCGCAACAGCAGCCACAGCCACAAUUGCAACUACAACCCCAGCAACCACUGGCAGGACCAUCAGUCCAACCUCAGAAGCCCCAUUCGCAACAGCAUCACCCUCCUCCGCCGCAGAAUCCGGAUGCAUCAUACUGGCAGUAUCCGAAGAAUGGACAACAGCCUGAAUAUAAUUACUCCUAUUCACCAUCUCCACAGUCUCCUCAAUGGCAGCAUGGACCUAGUACAGGCCCUGGGGGGACUCCAUAUGGGCAUGGUAGUUUUGGAUACUCAAAUAUCAGUGAAGCUUCAACCCCAGCACCCACGCUCGGCCAACCGCAGCAGCAGCCCAAGGUGGUGGAGGAGAGCUUAAUUGAUUUGUAGGAUAUUUGGAAUCGUUCGCUUUUUUCGCUUUUUUUUUCGGUGGUGGCUCUUUUAAUUUCUUUGUUCUUUUUGGGGCCAUAUUUGAAGAGGGAGGGGUGGGAGUUCCGUACCUGACAGCUUGGGCUUUUUGUAAUUUAUGGAAGUGUUCUAACUUGAAUAGUGAUUUUGGCAAUCGAUUUCCCGGUUUUGUACUC
This is a messenger RNA of Tuber aestivum (summer truffle), 2758 nucleotides long. NCBI's taxonomy places the organism in Eukaryota, Fungi, Ascomycota, Pezizomycetes, Pezizales, Tuberaceae. The record is from the annotation of a GenBank genome assembly.